AUGACCACGAUGAACACCACACCUUUACUCAACACGUGUACCGCCGCAUUCAACGCCAUUGCUGCUCGGGUACAAGGCGCGGAUAAGGACGAUGAGGACAUUCUCGAGCGGGAUGAAGAGACGGACGAUGAGGCGAGCGGCGACGAGGCCAUCGGCGAAUCCGAUGAGCGCGAUGUUGAAGACAUGAGCGACGACCACGGCUCAUCAACACCGAGCGUCAAGGCCCCGGUAGUGUCUCUAGACUCUAACGACACAGCGUUCAAACAGGACAUACUGGACCCGGAAGACCUGCCUGCCUUCGGCGACGAUCUAGAUGCCACCAAAUGGAUGAAACUCGCACUCUGGCAAGAAGGCGGAUACGAGGGCAUGCUGAAAGUACUUUUGAAGGAUGAGAUCGUGGCUCAUUGUCACGGCUCCGCUACAGCUUCAAACUCCGAUGAACAGUGCAUCCUCGCUCCGGCGCGCAUGAUGGUCGCUUCUAUGGAUAAGGACAUUCUCAAGGCCGUCGUACGCAGUAAUCUGGCUCUCCAAGCGAAGAGCAACAGUGUCAUCAAGGACCGCUUGGACGACUUGUAUGCUGAAGCCAAAGACAAACCAUCAAUCUACUACCAGCUCUUCGUCGACGACAACGGCCAUUCUCCUACGCCACACGAACUCAUCACGAUCCUGGACACCAUGGAAGAAUACGUCAAUGCUACAAACCAUACCCUCGCGAACGAGAUCGACAACGUCAAGGAACCGCACAUCGAUCUGCUCAAAAGCCAGAGUGGCUUUAGGAACUCAGGAACAAAGAAAGACCACGCAUACCGCGAGUUCCAGUCCGCCGCCAAGGUCAAGGAAAUCACCCGCCUGAUCGAGAAGGUACGAGCGCGACUAAGCGGUUUACCAUAUCAGUACCACAACAAGCCGUUGGAGCAUCCACUCGUCCAAGUCGGAUAUUCAGCUCGCUCCCAGGCCCGCCUCAAGAAGCACGCCAACCACUCUCGCUCCAUCCCCGCCAUGAACCUCGCCUCAGCAAUCGCUGCCGUACUCUUCACAAACAACACUCUUCCCAAGCUAUACAAGAUGAACCAGUACAUCAUCUACAUCUGCCACACCGCGUCCCACGCUUCUCUUUCCGAAAUCGUAUUGACACGACUCGCGGAAGGCUACAUGGGCAACGGAGGAGGAUUCAGCCACUAUCCCGCAGCCCGAAGCGCUGCCUCUGCGCUCAAGACUUCGGAGCAGGAAUGGGACAAGUGUGCUCAGUAUGCGAUUGAGCGGUCGCCGCUGAGGAAGAACCUAAAGAGCGAUUGCGAGAGGUUGAAGAAGAAACUUGCGGAUGCGAGGAAAAGGAAUUCGAGUCCGCUUAUGAAGUCCGCUGAUCGCGCGUUGCUGGCAAGAGCGAAGGAAAUGAAUGAGAGGACAAAAGCUAGGCGGUCGGAAGAGGAUCCAGAGAUACACCAGAAGGCUGCCGACAUCAUUGCAGAGUUUCGUAAACGGCAUCCGAUCCCGGAGGACGAGGCAAGUGUAUGA
Messenger RNA from Alternaria viburni, 1515 nucleotides. RefSeq lists its product as uncharacterized. The coding region runs from base 1 to 1515 and encodes 504 amino acids. The record is from RefSeq and is a predicted model, not a curated record. The transcript is spliced from 3 exons. Lineage: Eukaryota; Fungi; Ascomycota; Dothideomycetes; Pleosporales; Pleosporaceae.